AUGGCGAUCCAAAAGAAGCACGGAAAAGGUCGUCUCGACAAAUGGUACAAGCUCGCCAAGGAGAAGGGCUAUCGUGCGCGUGCCGCCUUCAAGUUGAUCCAGCUGAACAAGAAGUACAACUUCCUCGAGAAGAGCAAAGUCUUGAUUGAUCUUUGCGCUGCGCCCGGAUCAUGGUGUCAGGUCGCUUCCGAGGUUAUGCCCGCGCAUUCCCUCAUCGUCGGUGUCGAUCUCGCCCCAAUCAAGCCCAUCCCGCGAUGCAUCACCUUCCAGAGCGACAUUACCACGGACAAGUGCCGGGCGACUCUGCGCCAACAUCUUAAGCAUCUCAAGUGCGAUACUGUCCUCCACGAUGGUGCGCCCAACGUCGGAACUGCCUGGGUGCAGGAUGCCUUCACACAAGCAGAGCUCGUUCUACAAUCCAUGAAGCUGGCUACAGAGUUCUUGGUCGAAGGAGGAACCUUCGUCACCAAGAUCUUCAGAUCCAAGGACUACAACUCGCUCCUCUGGGUGUUUAACCAGCUAUUCACCAAGGUCGAAGCAACCAAGCCACCGUCCUCCCGAAACGUCUCCGCCGAAAUUUUCGUCGUCUGCCGCGGUUACAAAGCCCCAAAGCACCUCGAUCCUAAGUUCCUCGACGCCCGCAGUGUCUUCGCCGAACUCUCAGACCCCACACCGAACAACGAAGCCAAGGUUUUCAAGCCUGAAGUCAAGAAGAGGAAGCGUGAGGGUUACGAGGAGGGCGACUGGACACAGUUCAAGGAGGUGCCUGUCUCUGACUUCAUCCAAACGACUGAUCCCAUCGCUAUGCUGGGAGGCUUGAACAAGCUCAGCUUCGAACAGAAGCCAAACGGCGACAUCGCUGUCGCGACCAUCGACAAGCUCCCGGAAACAACAAAGGAAAUCAGGGACUGCUGUGCCGAUCUGAAGGUCUUGGGUCGGGCUGACUUCAAGCGCCUUCUGCGUUGGCGUCUGAGGGUGCGCGAGAUCUUUGGUUUCGCAACCAAGAAGACUAAGGCUCAAGAAGAAGCCAAGGCCAAAGAAGCGCAAGAAGGCGAUGAAGUCGCUGAGAUCGAGUCAAUGGACGAGGAGAUGCAGAUUCAAGAGGAGUUGGAGCGACUGAAGGAGAAAGACUCCAAGUCGAGAAAGAAGCAGCGCCGAGCUGAGAACGAGCGGAAGCAAAAGGAGAUUACUCGUCUACAGAUGAACAUGGCUACACCCUUUGAGAUCGGUCUGGAACAGGCCGGACCAACUGGCGAGGAUUCCAUGUUCGCCCUCAAGGCAGUCGACAAGGCCGGUGCUCUGAACAGGAUCGCCAAGGGUAAGAUGGCGCAAGUCAUUGAACGCGAACAGCCAGAGGAAGAAGAGGAGGAACCGGAGACUGACGACGAAGAGGAUCGUCUUGAACGAGACCUUGACAACAUGUACGGGGAAUACGUUGAGCAGAGAUCGGCGCGAGACGCCAAGUACAGAGCAAAGCGUGCGAGGAAACAGGACGACGAUGGAGAGUGGAAUGGUUUCUCUGACGGAGAAAAGGAACAAAGUGACGACGAAGAGCUUGUACAGUCCGAGAGCGAUUGGAGCGAUGACGAGGAGGAAGGCCCUAAGAACCUCAUCACCGACCUCGACAACGAAGAGCAGCCUAAAACAGGUCUCACCAAGCGCGCAGCACGAUUCUUCGACCAGGACAUCUUCAAGGGCAUUGAUGGACUCGAGGAUCUGGAAGAGGAAGACGACGACAGUGGUAUCGAUGUUGAAGGUGACACCGAGAUGAAGGACGAAUCUGCCACACCCGCGCCAGCUACUGAGAAGGAACUGAGCAUAAGAACGGCUACCAAGGCUGCCUCACCCUCAGCAUUCGACGAGGAAUCCUCGGAUGAUGACGACAAGAUCGAAGAAGUCAAGCGCGACGAAGACCAAUGGGAGCAGGACAGCAUGCCCAUGAAGAACGGCAGGCCCGACAUCGACAUCAUCACCGCCGAGGCCAUGACCCUCGCUCACCAGAUGGCCACAGGCCAGAAAACAAAGUACGAUCUCCUCGACGAAUCCUUCAACCGCUACUCCCUCCGCGACGUCGACGGCCUACCAGACUGGUUCCUCGACGACGAAAACAAGCACUCCAAACUCCAGCGUCCCACCACCGCCGCCGCAGCCUCCGCCAUCAAGGAAAAACUUCGCGCCCUGAACGCGCGACCCAUCAAGAAGGUCCGCGAAGCGCAAGCCCGCAAGAAAUUUAAGGCCGCCCAGCGCAUGGAGAAGCUCAAGAAGAAGUCUGCACUCCUCGCAGACGAGGAGGGUAUGACGGAGAAGGAAAAGGCACAGAGUAUUGCGCGCUUGAUGUCGAGAGCUGCCAAGAAGAAGCCCAAGCAGAAGGUCAGUGUUAUCGUGGCUAGGGGUGGUAACAAGGGUAUCAAGACUAGGCCCAAGGGUACGAAGGGUAAGUAUAAGAUGGUGGAUGCUAGGUUGAAGAAGGAUGUGAGGGGUGAGAAGAGGGCGGCUAAGAGGAAUAAGAAGAGGUGA
This is a messenger RNA of Alternaria ventricosa, 2517 nucleotides long. It is a transcript of the gene SPB1, whose product is annotated as AdoMet-dependent rRNA methyltransferase spb1. Gene Ontology annotation, molecular function: rRNA (uridine-2'-O-ribose)-methyltransferase activity; rRNA (guanine) methyltransferase activity. Gene Ontology annotation, cellular component: preribosome, large subunit precursor; nucleolus; nucleus. The record is from RefSeq and is a predicted model, not a curated record. The transcript has 3 exons. NCBI's taxonomy places the organism in Eukaryota, Fungi, Ascomycota, Dothideomycetes, Pleosporales, Pleosporaceae. The coding region runs from base 1 to 2517 and encodes 838 amino acids. Gene Ontology annotation, biological process: maturation of LSU-rRNA from tricistronic rRNA transcript (SSU-rRNA, 5.8S rRNA, LSU-rRNA); rRNA methylation; maturation of 5.8S rRNA from tricistronic rRNA transcript (SSU-rRNA, 5.8S rRNA, LSU-rRNA).